Molecule: messenger RNA, 8124 nt
Organism: Centropristis striata (black sea bass)
Lineage: Eukaryota; Metazoa; Chordata; Actinopteri; Perciformes; Serranidae
Gene: spag9a
Product: sperm associated antigen 9a
Exons: 31
Coding region: 157-4035 (1292 amino acids)
Biological process (GO): vesicle-mediated transport
Cellular component (GO): cytoplasm
Molecular function (GO): kinesin binding; JUN kinase binding; signaling receptor complex adaptor activity
Source: RefSeq, a predicted model, not a curated record
AGGAAGAAAUCCACGUCGCCUAUCUUGCAUCGCAUAGUCCAGCCGUGUAAUGUCCUCAAUGUGUACGUUUAUUUAAGGCGGAUAAAGGUGUCCAUAGUGGCGGGGUAACGUGGAUAACCCACAUUGGUCCAGUUUGCUGAAAGGGUGAGGACUAAAAUGGAGCUGGAAGACGGAGUUGUGUACCAGGACGACCCGGGGACAUCAGCGAUGAUGUCUGAGCGGGUAUCGGGCCUGGCCAACUCCAUCUACCGCGAGUUCGAGAGGCUCAUCGGUAAAUACGACGAGGACGUGGUGAAGGAGCUGAUGCCGCUCGUCGUGGCCGUGCUGGAGAACCUGGACUCGGUGUUCGCGGAGAACCAGGAGCACGAAGUAGAGCUGGAGCUGCUGAAGGAGGACAACGAGCAGCUCAUCACCCAGUACGAGCGGGAGAAAGCGCUGAGGAAACAUGCCGAGGAGAAGUUCAUUGAGUUUGAGGACACUCAUGAACAGGAUAAGAAAGACCUGCAGAACCACGUGGACAGAAUGGAGUCCCACUCGCGGCAACUGGAACUCAAGAUCAAGAACUACGCAGACCAGAUCGGAAGGUUAGAAGAACGUGAAUUGGAGCUCAAGAAAGAAUUCAACUCUCUCCAUCAGAGACACACAGAGAUGAUCCAUAACUACAUGGAGCAUGUAGAGAGGAUCAAAAUGCAGCAGAUUAGUGAGACUUCAGAGUCCAGCGCAGUCGGCCGAGUCAGGAGAGACCGACCUCUUUCUUUGGGGAUCUUCCCGGCAUCUGGUGGAGCGUCUUUGAUAAUCCCCGACCCCCAGGCCAGGGCAGAGACACCGAGCACCGAGGGCUGGAGGUUCACCGACCCGGCCCGCUCCAACACCAGCCUCAAGCAGUUGGACUUUGUCGAGCCCCCAAAGGAAAGGGAGGGUAAGAGUGCGCAGGACUCUACUUGGGGGAAUUCACUGGCAGACGACUGCAAGGAAGAGCUGUCAGACUUCACCGGCUCCAAGUCGGCCACACCAAUGUCCACCACAGCCUCGGACAUGGAGAGGGAAGGUGGGAACAGUAAGAGCACGGAGGUGCAGGCUGCACCGGGGACCAGAUCCAUAUCAGUGGGUUUGCCUGAAAAUGAGGACAGCUCAGAUGUGCAGGACAUCAUUGAGUCCACCCCUGAGCUGGACAUGGAUCUCAUUGGAUUCAAGCCCUGCAGUACUCCCACUAAAGGCAUUGAGAACAUGGCAUUUGACCGGAACACAGACUCGCUGUUCGAAGAGCUAUCGUCUGCAGGCACUGGGCUCAUAGGGGAUGUGGAUGAAGGGGCCGACCUGCUGGACCUUAGUUUGAUUGGUAUGGGCCGGGAAGUUGAAAAUCUCAUUCAGGAGAAUUCACAAUUGCUUGAGACAAAGAAUGCUCUGAACGUGGUGAACAAAGACUUGAUACUGAAGCUGGACGAGUUGACCUGUGAGAAGGAGAUGUUGCAGGGAGAGAUGGAGGCUGUGCUGCAGGCCAGGACCAAGCUGGAGGACAAGAACAAAGAGCUGGAGGAGGAGCUCAAAAAAGUGCGACUGGAAGUGGAGGAAGUGAAGCAAAAAACUAAAGAAGAAGAAGAUAGCGAUGUACCGACAGCGCAGAGGAAGCGCUUCACCAGAGUGGAAAUGGCCCGAGUGCUGAUGGAGAGGAACCAGUACAAAGAGAGACUGAUGGAGCUGCAGGAAGCUGUGAGGUGGACAGAGAUGAUCAGGGCCUCAAGAGAAAAUCCAACUCUUACAGAAAAAAAGAAAUCCAGCAUCUGGCAGUUCUUCAGCAGACUGUUUAGCUCCUCCUCCAGUGCUCCGGCUAUAAAGAAGGUGGAGUCACAGUCCAACAUGAAGUACAACGCCCCGGGCGGCAUGGUGAAGAGGAGCAGCACCUUCUCCCAGUUCCCCACAGAGAAGUCCAAGACGUUCGACUUCCUCAAUGAAGAAAAGGACCAGUGCAGUUCGCCAUCACGUAAAGAGCAGAAGAGAGCCCAGUACAGACAGGUGAAAGCCCACAUGCAGAAGGAGGACGGACGAGUCACUGCACACGGCUGGAGCCUCCCCAGCAAAUACAAGGUGGCGAAUGGUGGACAAGUGGAGAACAAAAUGAACUUACCUGUCCCGGUGUACUUGAGACCUCUGGAUCAGAAAGAUGCUUCUAUGAAGCUGUGGUGCGCUGCAGGGGUCAACCUGUCCGGGGGAAGGACAUUACCAGAGCUCAUGAAGCAGACGAAGGGUUCUCAGAGUAGCCUGGAUCAGUUAGAGCAAGAGAGUAAGGAUCAGGAGAAAGGGGAGCAGGAUAAGGAGCUCGUCCUUCAGGACGAGACAUCCAGUCGGGUGUGGGUGUGCACCAGCACCCACUCCUCCACCAAGGUUAUGGUGCUGGACGCCAGUCAGCCCUCCGAUCUACUUGACAGCUUCUACGCCUGCAACACCCACGUUGUCUGCAUCGCCAGCGUGCCAGGCGUGUUGGAGACGGAUUAUUUGGCAGGUGAGGAGGUACCCCAAGACCUGGAGGCUAGCCAAGGUGACGGGGUGUCGCUGGCCGGCAGUGUGGCCAGCGUGGGCUCAACAGGCAGCGAUGGCGCCAUGGCAGCAGAGGGGACCACCGCCAUCCCCCAGACAAACAGCGCAGGUGUCGGCGACCAGCCGGCUGAACAAAGUGUCAUCUCUAGCUCAGUUGAGCUUUCGAGAGAGGCCAGUCCAGCAGAAGACGGCAUUCCCACAGCGGAAGAAGCAACGGAAGCAACGGAGGCUAAUGCCGGCGUCGGCGAAGAAGGAGAGGAGGACCAGGGAGCGGAUCAAAACCAGCCAGGGAUCUACACAGAGCAUGUGUUUACAGACCCACUAGGGGUGGGACCCACUGACUCCCCUUCUGCUGACUCACAGAGGGGCAGCGGGCAUGAUGGUGAGACGUCCUGUCAAGACGACUCAGACCCUUCAGACGGGGAACUCCUGAGGAUGAGCAGCGCACUGCCCACCAUGUGGCUGGGAGCUCAGAAUGGAUGUCUGUAUGUGCACUCGUCCGUGGCUCGGUGGAGGAAGUGUCUUCACGCCAUCAAGCUGAAAGACUCCAUCCUCAGCAUAGUGCACGUUAAAGGGAGAGUCCUGGUGGCUUUGGCUGAUGGGACGUUAGCAAUUUUCCACAGAGGCACAGAUGGUCAGUGGGAUUUAACCAACUACCACCUGUUGGAUCUGGGCCGGCCUCACCACUCUAUCCGCUGUAUGACAGUCGUCCAUGACAAGGUGUGGUGCGGCUACAGGAACAAGAUCUACGUCAUCCAGCCGAAGGCCAUGAGGAUAGAGAAGUCGUUUGACGCUCAUCCUCGCAAGGAGAGUCAGGUGCGGCAGCUGGCCUGGGUGGGAGACGGUAUCUGGGUGUCCAUCCGACUGGAUUCAACUCUACGCUUGUUUCACGCUCACACCUACCAGCACCUCCAGGACGUGGACAUAGAGCCCUAUGUCAGCAAGAUGCUGGGUACGGGUAAACUGGGCUUCUCGUUUGUGAGAAUCACAGCUCUGGUGGUGUCCUGCAGCCGGCUGUGGGUGGGGACAGGAAAUGGCGUCAUCAUCUCCAUCCCGCUGUCUGAAGCCAACAAGACGACGGGAACAGUGCCAAAUCGGCCCGGCAGUGCUGUACGGGUUUACGGUGAUGACGGGUCAGACUGUGCUGUGCAGGGCAGCUUUGUACCGUACUGCUCCAUGGCCCACGCCCAGCUGUGUUUCCAUGGACACCGAGAUGCUGUCAAGUUUUUUGUCACAGUGCCAGGUCAAGCGAUGCCCCCUCCAGGCAGUGCAGAUUCAGGUUCUGAUGACCCUCCAUCUGAAUCCUCAGACACAGCAACCUCUGAGCCCAAAACAUACCUGGUCAUGAGUGGAGGUGAAGGCUACAUCGACUUCAGAAUGGGUGAUGAAGGUGGCGAGUUGGACGGUUUAUCAGAGCCAACAGGCAGCCAGCAGUCACCACCUACCAAGGCCGAGCGAAGCCACCUCAUCGUCUGGCAGGUCACAACCUCGAAUGAAUAAAAGAAAGAAGAAGAAAAAAUCACAGACUAUUGUGUCAACGCCAGGACCGACCACCAAACCCCCGCAUGUCCUCCUCGAGGUUUUUAAUUUGAUAUUACUGAUUGUUCUUAAUGCCUGAGUAGCUGACUACUUUGUAAAAGAAAAACAAUUAUUUUUAGUCCAUGUUUUGUACAGUUUAUUCUUUAUGAAUUUCAAUUAGUUAAGGUAAGGUUUAUGUUAACUUAAAGAAUACGUCCGAGGUCCGAGGUUUCCCUGCUGCUGGGAUGCAUGUUGGAAAAGCAGGUGCACACUUGAAAAAGUUAACGUAGCUGAAGUUUGAUCGGGUAACGUGUGGAAGUUGUUGGUCCCCGAAAUGUUAAAAAGGGUUUCGAUGUGAAGGAUAAAAGGGAAUAGCGCUUGAAGCAGUUUAGGAGUCAUUGAAAAAAGAGCAGAAAGUUGAUCUGAAGUAUAUUUUAUAUAUUACAAAACAUAAGACUUUACAUUUGUAAACCACAUGUCUGUACGUGUGUGUGAGCGUCAGAGUGUGUAUACAUUCACUGAGCAUUUUUAUUAUCUUUAAAAUAUGUUCCCUACGAGUCCAAACGUAUACAAAAUUUUAAAAGGUUCAAUUAUUUGAGACUGAUUACUCUACUAUAUAGUCUGAUUAUUAGAAAAGCAGCUUGCAUGUACCAGUGGUAAACUUAAUGUGCUUUUAUUCAGCAAAAGUUGUAGAAUAAAACACACUGAGGGGUUGUAUUAAUAUUGAAUGACACCGAGCCCUAUCUGUGUUUGAGGACAUGAGUAAUGUCUGAGCAGUUUGGGUACUGUGACUGAACAAAACAACUGUACUGUAGGUUAGCGUUAGUCCGCAUGGGGGAAUCCUGUUUCCUCGUCCAAGUGUGUGCGCCUGCUUGGCCGUUUUAAAGCUUAACCCUCGUCUGUCUGCUUCCUGUCUGCUUCAGAUCAUUGGCACUUUAAAUGUUAGAAGUUAGUCAAUCGAGGUUUGGAAGAACACCCAGACUGUGUCCGAAAUCCCUUACUCUUCGAUCAUACUCCACUAUAUAAUGAGGUCACCUAUUUUGCAGUGCUGUCCGAAUGUGUAUUACGAAUUAUUCUACCGCACAUCAUACACCCCUUCUCAACCAACGCAACCUAGUGCUAGUGCUGGGCUGGUGAUGGUGCUGGUUCCUAGUUGGUUCAACUUGAGAACUUUUUCAGUACCUGUUUGCUUUUCCACAGGCUGUAGAGCCACGUCACUGUAUUGGUCUCUGCCCUCCGUAAGCAUAAUAACAACAAUGGCGGACAGUGUUGUCUCUAUUCAAAUUUCGGGUUUGCAAGCCUACUUUGGCUGGCAGUUCAAACACGACUGGUACAAACAGUUGUGCUGCUUGUUUUGAUCGCCAUGGAAGGCGAUUACAUUUCUAUUAACACUGAACGUAAGUUGAUGUUGGCCUUCAUUGUAAGCUAACCUGCUAACACUAGCCUGUGUCAAUCACAUUGCAGUUAAACAAAUUAAAUAAAAUUAAUGAUACACGUUUUAGUUGGUCUUGUUGGUCACGAUAAUCCCGCUCCCCACCGCUGAUGGUUUGUGGUUUGAGACCAGAAAAGAGUCGGUGUCGAUCUGGAACCAGUUUUGCUGACCAAGAGACGGUUCUUUGGCUGUUCGAGUUUAGGCACCAGCUCCGAACCGGCCCUGGACCUGCCUUGGUCAAAAAAGGGGUAAUAGUUGCACACAUUAAGGCUUGUAGGCCAGUGGUGGCCCCCUAAACGUGACAUUCAAUGUGUGCAUUAUAUUUUAAUCUUCUGCUGUGCAUUUCAAUACUUUCCUAAAAGAAUAAUAGCUGCAAGCGAACACAAGAAAAUAGUGAUGGGAAUUCACAAGCAACAGAUUGUGGCCGCUUCAUAACACGAAUGAAAGAUACAUUUAUUUUCAACCCUAACCCUAACCCUGAUGCACAACAUAUGGACACCCCUUCUAAUGGACAACAUGGGACAAAAAUGACCUGCAUUCAUUUUCCAUGUUAUUUCGUGCUGGCUGUGUUAUUCUUUGCUCUAUCUUUUUAAAUCAAUUUGUUUUAUGAUUGAAUAGUCCAAGUAUUCUUUGAAUAUCUUUUUUUAAAAUUACAACUGAUCAUUAUAUCAAUUUUUCCUUUCAUACUUUAUGAAGAAAAAUAGUUUUGUAUUAUUACAUAAAUUUUACACACGUGGGUCAAAAAUGACUCGUCCAAAUUUGAUUUAAAAUUAAAUGACCUAUUACUAUAAUACUACUACUAUACUAUACUAUAAUAACUAUAAAUAUAAUAUACUUUACUAUAAUAAUAUUACUUUGUUUCAAAUAGUUACUUUGGCAGUAAAAGGGGCAAAACACUCAUAUUUAAUAUAUUUAACAUGUUUAUGUAUCAUUUUGUCACACAUACAGUGUAUCUGGAAGGUAUUCACAGUGCUUCACUUUUUCCAUUUUUUUUUUAUAUUACAGCCUUAUUCCAAAAUUGAUAAAAUUAUUUUUUACUUAAAAUUAUACACACAAUACCCCAUAAUAAAAUUUUUGACCCAUGUUGUGCAUUAGAAGCGUAGUGAUACAAAAGGGGUUUUUAUUCAGAAAGUAAGAAAUGAAAACAAAAAAUGAGGAUGUAUGAUGAUCAAAAACAAGUUGAAAACCUGGAAUACUGAAUGAUGAAAUUCAAUUAUUGUAAAGAUAUAAAAAAUAAAAACUCAGUCGGUUCACUUUAGACCCAUGUUUUGCAUCAAAGGGUUAAUUCCUUUAAUAACCACAAAAUGCUUUUUCCUGUGAAUUGUCCACAACCCAACAUCGAUGUGGCAUGUUGUAAAUGUGUGACAGCACAUGUGAUAAUGACCUGAGUAUCAGCCAAAAGUGUUUCUUCAUUUUGCCAAUUAGCUCACUGUACAUUCCUCUACAUAGAACUCCUUAGAUCGUGGGCAGGGAAUAGUGAAUGAUUUCGGACACAGCAUCACGACACUACUAUGUGCUAAUCAUGUAAUGGGAACAAAAUGAACAAAUAUUUGUAGUGAUGUGUCAUCCCAGUAACCAAAGGACAAAAGAAGAAGCAACGUGAAACUGACUUUAUUAUUUUCAUCUUGUCUAACUUCCUGUAAUAAUUUGAGGUAAUACAUGUGUAUUUUCAGGGUGUCAUCUUAUUGGGAAAUAAGCUUGAAUAAGGGAAUCUGACUUAAAAUAGCAUUUUUUGUGUGGCACCUAACGGACAUGCACACAGCACUAAAGGGAGUCUCUCCCAAUUGCUUCUUCAUUCCUUGUUUUGUUGUUAAAAAACAAUUGGAGACCUGGAAGGAAAUUGUUGUCAUUAUUUUUUUUAUUGGUAUUUUGGUCGUUGUUUGUGUUUUGUAUUCAUAUGAGACAUUUUAUUAAGUAUUUUGAUGACUGUAACAUGAUAGCAGGAUGCCAAUAAUAAGCAGUUGUUUUAAUUUGUUUUUAUAUCUGAAAAGUUUGGCCAAGAUCGGUCUUCAGUCCAUUUCAAAAUAGGAACUUUCUAUUUUGGUUUUGCCAUUCCAGUAUUUAUUUCCUUUGUUAUCGAGCCGAUCUUGGUUCAGAAUGUAACUUUCUACAUGAGCAAAAUAUAACUGGAGGCUAUUGUAAACAAAAUAGUCCAAUGAGUUUACGUGAUUGUUAAUAAUGGUCAAAUAAAAGAAAUUAAUGUAAUCAUGUGGGCAAUUUUUGACAAACCAUUAGAUCAAAAUGUGCAAACAAUAACUUCGAACAACACAUUCAUGUACUAAGCUAUGCAUGUUUUUUUAAAAGAGGACACUACUAUGUUUUCAGCUAAAUCUGUUUAUUGCCACCGUUUUGGGUGGGGUGGAUGUCUAAAUGUGUGUAUGUGUGUUUGUGUGUACAGUACAUGUAUACAUGUAGGAGUUUGAACGCAAGACACAUUUGUCAGUGUGUGUUUGAUUUUGCAAAUGUGUGGUGUAUGUGUGCUCACGUCGACCUGUAAUACCCCAGAGACUGGUGACAUUUACCCGGUACACCGGGCUCCUCUGGACAUCAUAACGGUGGUUCCUCCUGGUCAAUGUUUGCUAUAAAAGCAUCGUAGCCUUAUUUUUAACAAUCUAUUAAACUCAGUUUCAUGGAGUCAU